AUGAAGCUCCUUACUCUCAUCUCGGCGGCCAUCUUGGCCAGCGUUUCCGUCGAUGCAGCAGCGGCGCCGGCUCCCGCGCCGGACGCGGACGCCAUCAUCCGCUUCUGCCAUCUUCCCGGACAAGGCUGCUCGAAGCUCAAGCGUGCUGCCGAUGCCGCAGCUGAGGCCCUCGCCUUUGCUGCUCCCGCUGCAGCCCCCGAGGCUAACCCAGACACUGUUCAUUUCUGCCAUCUGCCGGGCCAGGGAUGCUCUAAAGCCAAGCGUGCUGCUGACGCUCUCGCCGCUGCUGUGGCUGACGCUUAUGCCGUCGCCGGACCAGAGCCGAAUGCUGAAGCUAUUGAGCGUUUCUGUCACCUUCCCGGCCAAGGCUGCUCUAAGGUCAAGCGCGCUGCUGCGGCCAUUGCUGAUGCACUUGCCGAGCCAGCUCCUGUGCCCGAGGCUAACCCAGACACCGUCCAUUUCUGCCACCUUCCUGGCCAGGGCUGCUCUAAGGCUAAGCGCGCUGCCGAUGCUUUGGCAAAGGCUGCUGCUGAUGCUGUCGCCGCUCUGUAA
Messenger RNA from Xylona heveae TC161, 552 nucleotides. RefSeq lists its product as hypothetical. The transcript has a single exon. The record is from RefSeq and is a predicted model, not a curated record. The coding region runs from base 1 to 552 and encodes 183 amino acids. Lineage: Eukaryota; Fungi; Ascomycota; Xylonomycetes; Xylonales; Xylonaceae.